Cuculus canorus (common cuckoo) is the source of this 1902-nucleotide messenger RNA. RefSeq lists its product as uncharacterized. Lineage: Eukaryota; Metazoa; Chordata; Aves; Cuculiformes; Cuculidae. Gene Ontology annotation, cellular component: membrane. Gene Ontology annotation, biological process: G protein-coupled receptor signaling pathway. Gene Ontology annotation, molecular function: G protein-coupled receptor activity; olfactory receptor activity. The record is from RefSeq and is a predicted model, not a curated record.
AUGUCCAACAGCAGCUCCAUCACCCAGUUCCUCCUCCUGGCAUUCGCAGACACACGGGAGCUGCAGCUCUUGCACUUCUGGCUCUUCCUGGGCAUCUACCUGGCUGCCCUCCUGGGCAACGGCCUCAUCAUCACCACCAUUGCCUGUGACCACCACCUCCACACCCCCAUGUACUUCUUCCUCCUCAACCUCUCUGUUAUUGACCUGGGAUCCAUUUCCACCACUGUCCCCAAAUCCAUGGCAAAUUCCCUCUGGGAUAACAGGAUCAUCUCCCACUCAAGAUGUGUUUCUCAAGUCUUUCUGCUUGUCUUUUUCAUUUCAGCAGAGUAUUCUCUUCUCACCAUCAUGUCCUACGACCGCUACGUUGCCAUCUGCAAACCCCUGCACUACGGGACCCUCCUGGGCAGCAGAGCUUGUGUCCACAUGGCAGCAGCUGCCUGGGGCGCUGGGUUUCUCCAUGCUCUGCUGCACACGGCCAAUACAUUUUCCCUGCCCCUCUGCCAGGGCAAUGCUGUGGAACAGUUCUUCUGUGAAAUCCCUCAGAUCCUCAAGCUCUCCUGCUCACACUCUGACCUCAGGGAGGUUGGGCUUCUUGAUGUUACUGCCUGUUUAUUGUUUGGCUGUUUUGUUUUCAUUGUAGUGUCCUACGUGCAGAUCUUCAGGGCAGUGCUGAGGAUCCCCUCAGAGCAGGGACGGCACAAAGCUUUUUCCACGUGCCUCCCUCACCUGGCCGUGGUCUCCCUCUUUGUCAGCACUGGAACAUUUGCCUACCUGAAGCCCCCCUCUAACUCCUCCACAUCCUUGGACCUUGUGGUGUCAGUUCUGUACUCAGUGGUGCCUCCAGCACUGAAUCCCCUCAUCUACAGCUUGAGGAACCAGCAGCUCAAGGAUGCAGUGUGGAAACUGAUAACUGGAUGGUUCUCUAGCAAUGAGCUGCUCAUCACCUUCUUCAUAGCAGUUAUCUCAAAUCAUGGCAGGCCCAGACCGGCUUCUGUGGAGUGCAGAGCUGUGGCACAGCUGCCUGCAGAGGUGAAGCUCUUCCUGGUUCGGCCCGGCCAAAGUGUCCCCUCGGCUCUGCUGGGCAAGCAGGUCCACAAAACUCCGUUGCAGUCGGCGGUGGCUGCAAGGUCCCCCGGCUUCAGAGUGGACAACGGUGGUUGCCACGUCUAUCUGGCUCCACAGCGGAUGAUGGCAGUUGCCAGGUCUAUCCGGCACCGGGGGCGGUCACCAGGUCUCGCCCGCUCCAAAGGAGGUCAUCAGGUCUCACCGACUCCGGAGCAGAUGGUGGCUCUCGCCAGGUCUAGCUGGCUCUGGCGGCAGUCACCGGCUCCACCUGGCUCCGGGGGCAGUCAUCAGGUCUUGCUAGUUCCAGGGCAGAUGGUGGUGGUUGCCAGGUCUACCCAGCUCCAGCGGAGGUCACCGGGUCUUGCCUGUGUGCAGGAGCGGUCCCCAGGUCUCGUCGGCUCCAAAGUGGAGGGUGAUGGUCACCAGAUCUACUUGUCUCUGGAGCUGGUUGACAAGUCUCGCCAGCUCCAAGGGAGGUCACCAGGUCUACCCGGCUCCGGGGGUGGUCAUCGGGUCUUGCUGGUCCCAGAUUGGACUUUAGCAGUUGCAGGGUCUAUCUGGCUCUGGGGGCGGUCGCCAGGUCUACCCAGCUCCAGCAGUGGUUGUCAAGUCUACCUGGUUCCAAAGGAUGUCGGUCCACUGCUCUGGAGCAAUGGCGGUGGUCACCAUGUCUACCUGGCUCCAGGGGCACGCCCCAGGUCUCGCAAAUUCCAAGGGAGGUUGUCAGGUCUACCCGGCUCCAGAGAGAACAGUGGCAGUCGCCGGGUCUACUCGGAUCGGGGUGCAGUUGCCAGGCCUAUGUGGCUCCAAGAGUUUGUCAGGUGUACUCGGCUGUAG